Messenger RNA from Gaeumannomyces tritici R3-111a-1, 3301 nucleotides. RefSeq lists its product as hypothetical. Bases 576 to 2939 code for a protein of 787 amino acids. Gene Ontology annotation, biological process: tricarboxylic acid cycle. The record is from RefSeq and is a predicted model, not a curated record. Gene Ontology annotation, cellular component: mitochondrion; cytosol. NCBI's taxonomy places the organism in Eukaryota, Fungi, Ascomycota, Sordariomycetes, Magnaporthales, Magnaporthaceae. Gene Ontology annotation, molecular function: aconitate hydratase activity; 4 iron, 4 sulfur cluster binding. The transcript is spliced from 5 exons.
CUCAAACAAUGCAAUGCAACCCGUCAAUGGAAUCAAUGGCAUCAAGCAAAUAGUCGAGUCAGGCCUGAGAGCAGGGCGGGGAGAGCCCCGGGCUGGCUGUGUGCAGACAUGUGGCAACUAAAACAGAAAAAGUGCACCGAGGCCUCUUUCUCGGCAUCGGUCGUGCCCUCUCGACUGUGACGUCUCUGGCCGGGGUGCGCCAGCCAAUGGGCGAUUCCCGAUUAUUCGUCCUCAGCCGGCCACCAACCCCAUCGUCAUCGGUUAGCCGAAAAGUCCUCGCAGGCUGCUCGGUGGAGCCGACACAGCGUCGCAACUUCUGCCAGAAAGUCCAGUCCACAUUGAUUCAAAUCCAGCCCUUCUCGCCCUUCUGGCCUAAAGACUCUGCCUCUCCCGCUCAUCCACCACCCAGCAGGCCCUCCAACAAGCCCUUUUCUUUUUCCUCUGUCUCGUUCUCGUCUCUUGGGUUGGUGUCUCGAGAGCGAUUUCCUUUCUGGCGUUUGAUACCCCAAUAUCCCCUCCCAAUUGUUUUCUGUUCCCUCCCACCAAAAUCCCUCGAGCCUCCCUAGACACCCAUCAUGCUGGCCUCGCACCGCCAGCUGCUGGGUAGGGCUGCCCGCGCCCGCGUCGCCUCGUGCGGCAUGCGGCGCAUGGCCACUGUCAGCGACCAUCCUCUGGACAGGAAGGUCAGGCAGAACCUGCUCGCCCGCGAGGAGAACAACUUCAUCGACUACAAGAAGAUGUCGGAGAACCUCUCCAUCGUGCGCAGCCGCCUCAACCGCCCCCUCACCUUCGGCGAGAAGAUCCUGUACUCGCAUCUCGACGACCCCCACGGCCAGGACAUCGAGCGCGGCGUCUCAUACCUCAAGCUACGCCCUGACCGUGUGGCCUGCCAGGAUGCCACCGCCCAGAUGGCCAUCCUGCAGUUCAUGUCGGCCGGCAUGGACCGCGUCCAGACCCCCACCACCGUCCACUGCGACCAUCUUAUCGAGGCUCAGGUUGGCGGCCCCAAGGAUCUCGCCAGGGCCGUUGACAUCAACAAGGAGGUCUACGACUUCCUCCAGUCCUCUUCGGCCAAGUACAACAUCGGUUUCUGGAAGCCCGGCAGCGGUAUCAUUCACCAGAUCAUCCUGGAGAACUACGCCUUCCCCGGUCUUCUUAUGAUCGGAACUGACAGUCACACCCCCAACGGUGGUGGUCUUGGUGCUGCCGCCAUUGGUGUUGGUGGUGGUGACGCCGUCGAUGCCAUGGCCGGCCUGCCCUGGGAGCUCAAGGCCCCUAAGCAGCUCGGUGUCCGUCUGACUGGCGAGCUUAGCGGCUGGGCCACCCCCAAGGACAUCAUCCUUAAGGUUGCCGGCAUCCUCACUGUCAAGGGCGGCACCGGCUUCAUCGUCAACUACUUCGGUCCUGGACUUAACUCGAUCAGCUGCACUGGCCAGGCCACCAUCUGUAACAUGGGCGCCGAGAUUGGUGCCACCACCUCCCUGUUCAGCUUCAACGACCGCCAGGCCGACUACCUCAAGGCCACCAAGCGCUCUGAGAUCGCCGACUUUGCCCGCUCGUACGAGAAGGAGCUGCGCGAGGAUGAUGGCGCCGAGUUCGACCAGCUCAUCGAGAUCAACCUGUCGGAGCUUGAGCCCGCCAUCAACGGCCCCUUUACUCCCGAUCUGUACACUCCCAUCAGCAAGUUCGCUGCCGCCGUCAAGGAGAACGGCUGGCCCGAGGAGCUCAAGGCUGGUCUGAUCGGCUCCUGCACCAACAGCUCGUACGAGGACAUGUCCCGCGCCGCCUCCAUCGUCGAGGAUGCGCUGGCCCACGGCCUCAAGUCCAAGACCAUCUUCACCGUCACCCCCGGCUCUGAGCAGAUCCGCGCCACGAUUGAGCGCGACGGCCAGCUCAAGACGUUCGAGGAGUAUGGCGGCAUGGUCCUUGCCAACGCCUGCGGCCCCUGCAUCGGCCAGUGGGAUCGCACCGACGUCAAGAAGGGCGAGGCCAACAGCAUCAUCUCGAGCUACAACCGCAACUUCACGGGCCGCAACGACGGCAACCCCGCCACCCACUCGUUCGUCGCCUCGCCCGACCUGGUCGUCGCCAUGACGGUUGCCGGCAGGCUCAGCUUCAACCCCCUGACCGACACCCUCACGGGCAAGGACGGCAAGGAGUUCAAGCUCAAGCCCCCCACGGGCGACAGCCUCCCCCAGCGCGGAUACGACGCCGGCGAGGACACGUAUCAGGCCCCUCCUGUUGACCGCGCCUCGGUCCAGGUCGCCGUUGCCCCCUCGUCGGACCGCCUGCAGCUGCUCCAGCCGUUCGAGGCCUGGGACGGCAAGGACGCGCUGGACCUGCCCAUCCUGAUCAAGGCGCAUGGCAAGACCACCACGGACCACAUCUCCAUGGCCGGCCCGUGGCUCAAGUACCGCGGCCACCUGGACAACAUCUCCAACAACAUGCUGAUUGGCGCCAUCAACGAGGCCAACGGCGAGGCCAACAAGAUCAAGAACGCCUUCACGGGCGAGUUCGACGCGGUGCCCGCCACGGCCCGUGACUACAAGAGCAGGGGCGCCAAGUGGGUCGUGAUUGGCGACUGGAACUACGGUGAGGGCUCGUCGCGCGAGCACGCCGCCCUCGAACCACGCCACCUGGGCGGCCUGGCCAUCAUCACGCGCUCGUUUGCCCGUAUCCACGAGACCAACUUGAAGAAGCAGGGCAUGCUGCCCCUUACCUUCUCUGACCCCGCCGACUACGACAAGAUCAAGCCCGAGGACAAGGUCGACCUGCUGUGCACUGAGCUCGCCGUCGGCAAGCCAAUGACGCUGAGGGUGCACCCCAAGGACGGCAAGACGUUCGAGGUCAAGCUGUCGCACACGUUCAACGAGGGCCAAAUUGAGUGGUUCAACAACGGUAGCGCCCUCAACACUAUGGCCAAGAAGAACGCCAAAUAAGUUGGUGCUGGACACGCACGACAAACCCCAACCAAACAAAAGGUCGCAACGCCUCUCGGGCGUCCAGCGACGGCAAUAAAAAAUAAAGGAUCCGGGGGUGGCCCCGUGAAUAAACCAAAUUUUAUCAUGACGCUUUUGGGGCGAGAGCACGGAAAGGGACAGCGAGGGCUGCAGUAGGAUAAUGACGGGCGCAGUCAGGCCGAGGUCUGCGAGGUACAACAGCCUCGGGAACCCGCGCCGAGGAGGAAUGAGGAUGGGCGGGCGGACUAUGGUGUUUUAUAUGGUUUUAUGAAUCCGGGACUGUGGCCAGUCGGCUUUUCUGUAUAAAAUUCGCGUCGCAUCUGCCAAAUUUACUUGAGUUG